AAGUCAAAAGAAAAGGUUUGAACGAAACACGUCUCAAACAAGGUCUGGUACUAUCCACCCCCUUGCCAUUGGACCGAGUGGCUGCCAAUUCAACACAUUUGGGCGUGUAUUCGCCGACGCUGCUCUUCGCUGGGUGAAGUAUGUUGUGAUUGCAGUCCAGCUCGAGCGUGCGCGGGUCUCUGUCAUAACAAAGGGCGCUCUUUCGCGCUCUGGGAAUACGAGCCUUUUUGGAAAAAAAUAACUAAUCUUGUCCCAACGCUUCUGUAACACUGGUCUCUGUCCUGCAAGAAUCAAAUUAUUGUCAACGAAACAAGAUAGCCAAAACGAAAGAAAAAGGCUGCUCAGCUAACCUGCAGGAGCCACGGGCCGAGAAUGCUGGGUAACUGUCUGGUUAAGCUCCAUGAACUGAAGUGGAAGGGUUCCAGCAAUUACAGGGGGGAUGUAACCUGUGUCAGCAGUGUCUCAUUUAUGUAUUCAGAUUGCGGAUGUCUUCACUUGGGGUGGCGAUCAUAACCAGCUAGUGCCAGUCAUCUAUCCGUGUCAGCUGGCUGAAUCUCUACAGUCAAAUUUGUUGAAAGUUUAAGGAAGUUUGCUGAGGAUUGCAAAACUAAUUGUGAAAAAAUCUGAGGGGGGUUCAACCCCCUGACCCUCCCCCAACUGCACAACCCCUCCCCCUCCGUAUUUAUUGGAUCGGACCCUCUGAAUUCUUCACAUCUGUUGUGAGGAACCAAAGAUCAACUGAGCCAUUUGGUGGUGUAAUCCAUCUGUACUGAUACAGAAAGUGGUGGUGUGCCCGCUGUUGGCCAUGCUGUUCUGGUGAGGUGUGGUGAACCCCUGUCAAAAUGAGGCUGGUGCCCGGGUCGCCUCGGCCCCUCCCCCUUCUGGCGGUGGGCCUGGCUCUAGCCCUCACAGCCCUCUUACCUCACCUGGCCAUGGGAGUCACACCCUUCCCCCAGGACCUGGAGCCAAUCAGCAUUGUGGGGAGAGAACACUCCUACCUGUACCCAAGCUUCCAUGGCCUCAUGUCGGACAACGAUACAGUACGACUGGGCCUGGACUUCCAGAGGAUGCUCCGGAUCAACCACAUGCUCUACAUCGCAGCCAGAGAUCAUGUGUUUGCUAUCAGUCUCAGCGCCUCCUCUGAGCAGAUCCUCCCACAACAGAAAUUGACUUGGAAGACAAAAGAUGUGGAUAAAUGCACAGUGAGGGGGAAGAACAGCGAUGAAUGCUACAACUACAUCAAAGUUCUGGUUCCACGCAACGAUGAGACGCUAUUUGCCUGCGGGACCAACGCUUUUAACCCCACCUGCCGCAACUACAAGAUGUCCACACUGGAACAGGACGGUGAGGAGGUGGUGGGUCAGGCCCGCUGUCCCUUUGAGUCUCGCCAAUCCAACGUCGGCCUCUUCGCUGGUGGUGAUUUCUACUCGGCCACCAUGACAGACUUCCUGGCGAGUGAUGCAGUAAUUUACCGUAGUCUGGGAGAGAGCAGCCCGGUGCUUCGUACCGUGAAGUACGACUCCAAAUGGCUACGAGAGCCUCAUUUCCUCCAUGCCAUUGAGUACGGGAACUACGUGUACUUCUUCUUCAGUGAGAUUGCUGUGGAGUACACCACACUUGGCAAGGUUGUGUUCUCCAGAGUGGCUCGUGUAUGUAAGAACGACAAUGGAGGUUCUCCCAGGGUUCUAGAGCGUUACUGGACGUCGUUCCUCAAAGCGCGGCUCAACUGCUCGGUGCCGGGCGAUUCCUUCUUCUACUUUGACGUUCUGCAGUCGCUGACCAACGUGCUGCAGAUCAAUCACAGACCAGCCGUGCUGGGGGUCUUCACUACACAGGCCAACAGUAUCACAGGCUCAGCAGUAUGUGCAUUCUACAUGGAUGACAUUGAGAAGGCCUUCAAUGGGAAGUUCAAGGAGCAGAGGAACAGUGAGUCAACCUGGACGCCCGUGCCUGAGGAGCAGGUACCCAAACCCAGACCAGGCUGCUGUGCCGGCGACGGCUCUGCCGCUGCCUACAAGUCGUCCACGACCUUCCCCGACGACACCCUGACCUUCAUCAAGAACCAUCCCCUGAUGGACGAGGCGGUUCCCUCCGUCAACCACCGGCCCUACUUCACACGCACAACCAGCAGGUUCAAGUUGACCCAGCUAGCAGUGGAUACGUCAGCUGGGCCCUAUAAGAACCACACGGUGCUGUUCCUGGGGAGCGAGGACGGCAGGGUACUAAAGAUCCUGGCCAGCACCCAUCUCAACGCCUCCUUCAGCACACAGCUACUGGAGGACAUCGAUGUCUACAACCCCACCAAAUGUAACAUCCGCGGAGAGGACAGACGGGUUCUGGGAUUGGAGCUGGACAGGGAACAUCACGCCCUGUUUGUGGCCUUCUCCAGCUGUGUGAUCCGAGUACCUCUGAGCCGCUGCAACGACUAUGGCUCCUGCAAGGAGAGCUGUCUGUCCUCGAGGGACCCUUACUGCGUGUGGCAGAGGACGGGGAGCUGUGCUACGGUGGUGCCCGGAUUCAGGGGCGGAUAUGAGCAGGAUGUGGAGAACGGCUACCCUCACUACCCAGAUAGCUGCCACGACGUCCUGGCGACCACACGCAAGCAAAACACUCUUGCUGAUUCAGCAUAUGGGAAGACUACACCCACAACAACCGCCAGCACAACCAAUCAGGUGGCCCCAUUCCCAAAGGUGGCAGGUGACUCUGAAAGAGGUACAGGUCCAGAUGGCAGUCCUCCAGUCCCAGUUGGGGACCAGGGGUCACCUGACUCGGAACCAAUCAGUGUGGAGAUGGAGGGUGUCCGACGGCCUCCCGAGAUGGAGAAGACCAACCACAGUGUCCACUACACCCUGCUGAUCGCCUGUGUGCUGGUGGCCUUUGUCCUUGGAGCCUUCCUCUCAGGCUUUCUGGUCUCCUGCUACUGCAACCACACCGGCAGCAAGACCAAGAGGCUGGCCAAGGACCCGGAGGCCCCCAUCCCUCACGCCCUGUCCCUACGCAGCCUGGCCAAGCUCAAUGGCCUGCUGGACAGCCAGAACAAGGAGGAUAAAAUGGAGGUGUCCUCGCCCAAGCUCUACAACUCCUUCUUCCAGAACGGGAAGGAGCAUCGUCAAGGAGCACCCAGACGGAACGGUGGUCACCACCCAGGGAUGACCAUGGGAGACCUGGUUCACCCCCAUCACCUACACCACUCUUCGGAGCUCUCUGGUCUUCCCACCCCAGACUCCACCCCUGAACUGCCCAUCAAGAACAUGAAGGCUUUCAAGAACCAGUGGGAGAAGAACCAGAACUGCAACAAUGCCAAGGAGCCCAAGUCCCACAACAUGGGACAAGGUUCCAGGCCCAGCUCAGGCCUGCUCCACCAGCAGAUCUACCCCUACUCUCACAGCUUUUCCAAUGGGCAAGCUCUGGCCAAUGGGCAUGCCUUGGUCGGUGGACCCCAGCACCUGGAGGAGCGCAAGAUCCACAAUACUGAGCGCAUGUUGGUCCAGCAGCCUUACCCCUGCUACCCGCAGAAGGUGAUGGAGGUCACAUCGCUGGACGAGCUGCUCAAACACAUCCACGAGGCCAACUCCAGCAAGAACACCCAGGUCAUGACUUCAUCCGGCCUGUCAGCCAGCGGCGGGUGCCAUGGGAGUCAACUAGCUUUUGCCAACCGCAUCCAGCCACACAUCCCAGAGACCGAGUCGGCGCCUUACUACAGCUCGUCCACCCUGCCCCGAGACAGCCUGACCCGCCGCAUGGACGUACCUCCGGACAUGCCCCCUCACCACCAGUCCACCCUGGAGCGGAGGCACUCUUCCCAGAGACACUCACUGAUUACCGCUGCCACUAAGAUUGCCAACGGAGGGGGUGGUGGAGGGAUGGUUCACCGACAGCAAAGCUUCAGCCAGCGUAGCGGCCACCAGCACCAACCACCCCCUAUGCUGGCUCGAAUGAACUCCACCGGCAGCACCUGCGAGAUCCACUACCCGCUCAUCCCCAAUGGGUACCUGACACGCCAGCAGAGCUACAAUGGAGAGCAACAGGAGGAUACCGGAGGAUACCUCCACCGAGGGGCCAUAGUCCGCCGGACCACCUCCCUCAAACCCGACGUCCCUCCCAAACCCCUCUUCAUCCCUGCCUCCUCUCCUGUCAACCAACAGGGAAACUUCAACUACUGAGGGGAGGAGGAGAACAGGACAAGAGUGACUGUGCCUCGUCCUCUCCUCUCAAUGGGUGAAAAGUGGAAGACGUGCCCUUGAUUUUAUGGCAGCCAUUCUCGCUGUCAACAAACCUCAAACAAACUUGUGAUUUCCCCCUUUUUGUCCAAUUUAAUAUCUUUGUACCAUAUUGGUAUUGCUCAACUACUUGCUUAUAGAAGGUGAGGGACGAUGGUUGGUGAAACGCGACCCCCUUACAUUAUGCUGCCAAUGUCCUCAGUGUGGAUUUACCAUGCAACUUAGUUAUGGAAGGGUUUGCCAUCAAACAUCGGACAUCGUAGAUUGAAUCUAGAGCUUCUUGCGAUGCCUAUGAAACUUGCUUUUGCUUACCUUUUCUUAUGUAGUGUUGACAAACAGUCCUGAUCCCCCUAACGUGUUUCUAUAUAUGCAUGUGUGUGUAUAUAUAUGUGUGUUUUAUAUCUACACCGUAUAUGUAUACAUAUACAUAUGCAGUAUAUGUAUCCUGUGGAGCGACAUCAACAAAACUCCUUUUAAAGGUAGCUCUGUCUUUUUGCCUUACUUUGAAACUGAACCCAUUAUGUUGAAAUACAUUACUGGUUGGUGUUUGGCAUCUCAAAUAGAAGUUCUCGAAAUGAGGCAAGGCCCCGCCUGUCCCUGUUUCAGCAUGGUUAGUAUGUGGACUAGGAGAAUAAGUAAUCAUUUACCAUAUUAACAAGUUCAUGGUGAAUGUACUACUCGCAUUCAAAAAAAAGAGCCAAUAUGGUGGAUACUGACAAGCAAAGGAAACUACUCAAAGUAACUAUGCUAGGCGGUUCUCUUUUUUGGAAAAUGGAGACCCUACUAUCCUGCCAAGUCCUGAGAAACAGAUGAAAGGCAUUAAUACAGCUGGUCUAUGAAGUACAGUCUACUACAAUUCCUAAAGAAUGUUUUUAUCACAUUGGUGCUUAGUUGAUCCUCGUAAAUUCUAAUAUAAUUAUCAUGUAUCACACCCAAAGAGGACCAGACACUCAACCCCCAAAGAAUCAGGAUCAAGAUCAGACCAUCCAACCCCCAAAAAACACAACAUGGUACAGACAGCAGUUAUUAUAAUUAUUAACUUUGGCUAUUAGUUGUAAAUAAAGGAAUAAUACUAGCCAAAUGUUAAUUGUAUGUGUAAAUGUGUGCCUUAUUUAAUAUAGUAUGUGGUAUGGGGUAGGGGUAAAUGCAAAGCGCCAAGAUGCUAUAUAAUAGGUGUUAGAUUUUUUUUUUUUUGUUAUGGUCGUUCGGAAUGUGUCAUAUCUAUUGUAGAUUUGUAUUUCUAACUAGGGUUUUUGAUAUCCCUGAAUUGUGAGCCUGCCAGCCCUGGCAUAGCGACUACCACA
Oncorhynchus keta (chum salmon) is the source of this 5524-nucleotide messenger RNA. Its product is annotated as semaphorin-6D-like. The record is from RefSeq and is a predicted model, not a curated record. Gene Ontology annotation, biological process: negative chemotaxis; axon guidance; positive regulation of cell migration. Gene Ontology annotation, molecular function: semaphorin receptor binding; chemorepellent activity. The transcript has 22 exons. The coding region runs from base 843 to 4163 and encodes 1106 amino acids. Lineage: Eukaryota; Metazoa; Chordata; Actinopteri; Salmoniformes; Salmonidae.